Messenger RNA from Chlorella variabilis, 417 nucleotides. RefSeq lists its product as hypothetical. The record is from RefSeq and is a predicted model, not a curated record. Lineage: Eukaryota; Viridiplantae; Chlorophyta; Trebouxiophyceae; Chlorellales; Chlorellaceae. Bases 1 to 417 code for a protein of 138 amino acids. The transcript is spliced from 3 exons.
AUGGCGCAGCUGUUCAGCGGGCGCAUCAUCACCGCGAUGGCCUCGGCAAGCCGGGCGGCAGCAGGCAGCCGGGCCUGGGUGGCACGGCCGCUGGCGGCGGCGCCGCUCGUGGCGGCCCGCCCCAGCCAGCUGCUUAUCGCGCGGGCCAGCAGCAUGGACAACAACAUCGGCAGCGCGCUCAUGGACCAGAUGCGCGGCAAGAUACAGGCGGCCCUGUCGGCUGAGCUGGUGCAGGUGGAGGACAUGCAGGGCGACGGGCGGCACGUGGAGAUCGUGGUGGUCAGCAAGGAGUUUGAGGGGAAGAGCGCGGUCAACCGGCAGCGCAUGGUGUACAAGGCGAUCUGGGAGGAGCUGCAGGAGACGGUGCACGCUGUGGACGCUAUGGUUACAAAGACUCCAGAGGAGAUGAGCGGCUGA